Closterium sp. Naga37s-1 is the source of this 1591-nucleotide messenger RNA. NCBI's taxonomy places the organism in Eukaryota, Viridiplantae, Streptophyta, Zygnematophyceae, Desmidiales, Closteriaceae. The record is from the annotation of a GenBank genome assembly.
AUGGAAGGAUCAACGGCGGGAAAUUUUGUAGAUCAACGGUCAGGAGGCGCUGUAGGUGCGGGCUUUGGGGCCGUAGGAACGGGAGGGGUUGGGGAGAUUGGGGGAGGAGCAAUGGGGGCAGGUGGCAACCCCAGAUUGCUCCAAGUGGACUCAAAGGGAGCGACAGCUGGCACGUUGGCAGGAAGGGCGGCAGAGGGUUCGGCAGCCCGGUGGGCGCCAAUCAACGGCAGCUUCGUGCUCUCCUGGAUCCCACCCUCCAAGGCUCGGCUACAAACCAACAUCUCCCAACUGGAGCUCUACCCGGUCCUCUUAGACGUGAUUCGUUACAACGAAGAAGCGCAACUCACCGCCGCUAAAGCGGGUCUGGAGGCUCCUAAGGCGUCCAGUGGGCCGGCUUGCCCGGUGUUUGAGUUUGGGUUCGAGCGGUUCCCCGGGAUUGGGUCGUGCUGGGAGGCGGGGAUUGCGGAUGAGAAGCGGGCGGCGACACGGCCGCCUGUGAACUGCAAGGGGGUGGACCCGACGUGCAUUCAGAAGAAUGAUUUGCUGCCUCAUAACAAGUGGUCUGCUCAGGUGGGUGGGGGGAAAGGGGAGGUAAAUGGGGGCGUGGACCCGACGUGCAUUCAGAAGAACGACCUGCUGCCGCAUAACAAGUGGUCUGCUCAGGUUCGAGGUGACUUUCAAGCCAACUCAUGUGUCAACCUUCCCUCCUCCCCUUCUCAUACUUCAUCCGACCUCUCUCCGCUCCAAUCGUGUGCCAUCAUUCCCCUCUGCAAUUCCCUAUCCACCCACCCUCCCCUCAACUCCACAGGUGCUGGUGCUACGCAAUGUGUGCUGGUGCUACGCAAUGUGUACAUAAACGUGGUGGGGCAGGUCCAGGUGCUGGUGCUACGCAAUGUGUACAUAAACGUGGUGGGGCAGGUCCAGGUGCUGGUGCUACGCAAUGUGUACAUAAACGUGGUGGGGCAGGUCCAGGUGCUGGUGCUACGCAAUGUGUACAUAAACGUGGUGGGGCAGGUCCAGGUGCUGGUGCUACGCAAUGUGUACAUAAACGUGGUGGGGCAGGUCCAGGUGCUGGUGCUACGCAAUGUGUACAUAAACGUGGUGGGGCAGGUGUUCAACGCAACCCACCUCUUUGACCACAAUGCAUGUGCCGGCAGUCCCAACAUCACCGUCACCCUCCCCUUCCGCUACACCGCCAACCGCACACGCGUGACUCAUUUCAAAGAGCUCGUCUCCCUCGUCGACUGGUUCGCCUGGUCCACGCGCGCCAUGCUGCUCGACCUCAUACCGCUCUUCAUCUCUCUGCACCGCAUUCUACCGGCCAUGAGGGGAGUGCCGGUGGCUGUGGGGCAUAGGAGGCCGCAUGUGAGGAAUGGGUUGGAGCAGCUGUGCUCGCUGGGAGCGGUGGAUGUGCUGGGCGUGCAGGUGGAUAAAAUGAAUGUGCAUGUGGUGAAGUCCAAGGACUUGUUCUUUGCUGAAAAGCUUGUCAUUCCGCUGCACCAGCGGUGUGGGGAGCCCAGCCGCUCGCUUUGGCACUAUCUGCGAAUGAGACACCUGCUGCCGCCCGGGGGGCUGCCCAUCUUUAAUGCUG